This is a messenger RNA of Polychytrium aggregatum, 1279 nucleotides long. RefSeq names its product oxidative stress survival, Svf1-like protein. The coding region runs from base 158 to 1213 and encodes 351 amino acids. The record is from RefSeq and is a predicted model, not a curated record. The transcript is spliced from 7 exons. Gene Ontology annotation, biological process: response to oxidative stress. Lineage: Eukaryota; Fungi; Chytridiomycota; Chytridiomycetes; Polychytriales. Gene Ontology annotation, cellular component: cytoplasm.
CUCGACCCCACCGGCCAGUCCUCUCUGCGUCUGCCCAGCAACAAGCAAAGCUCGAAUAUCCCUUGCUUCAACCAAUCCCUUCCAUCGAAUCACUACACAUUCGCUCUGCGACUCCGAAGCCUGCGUUAGCAUUCCAUAGUCCUCUCCAAGCGUCCGAAUGAACCCAGCAACCAUCGAUCGCAUUGAUCUUCCCGUUGAGGAACUAAAGUGGCGCCUCAAUGUGAGUGGGGCCAAUGAAGCCUUCAAUUACUACCUCACGAUGGACGAGGGCCACGUCGCAUGUAUUCAGAUAAUCUACUCGACUCUUGGCUGGAGCCCCUCUGUCCAGGUCUCGGGGCGAUUUUAUCAUGCCAACGGCCAAAACUACACCAAAACCGCAUCAUUUGCUGGCACAGCCAUGGUGCUGUCUCCUGAUCGACACUCUGCCACCUGUGAAAAGUCGACGUUCUUCUUCAAUCCAGACACCUGGACAUGGACCAUCUCUUACCAGAGCAGCGCGCCUGACGAGCUGUCGAUGGAACUUGAGUUUGUUGCCACCGAUCAAGGCUGCCAAAUUAACGGCGGACAGAAGAAUUUCUUCAUAGACAAACCCGCCAACGGCUACGUGCUUAGCCAGUUUAUACCCAAGGCCAAGGUCAACGCUACCAUCAAGGUGGAUGGCCAGACUCUGACGGCGCCGCAUGCUCAAGGCGCCAUCCUGCGUUACAUUCACAACAAGCCCACACUCCCUGGUCGAUGGAACUGGGUCAACUUCCAGACGAACCAAGAUUCACUUUUGUUGCUCCAGUUUGAGAUGCCCGAUGGCUAUGAAUACGACAUUGACGUGUCGAGCGAAGGCAUCUUGGUCCUGAACGACAAGACCGUCGCGGUCACUCUCGAAAAUUGCGCCACUCACAUCGAUCCCGAGCCCGACAGCACCAACGGAUAUCUAGUCCCUUCGCGUCUGCACUACGAGUGGAUUGGGAAAACAAAGGAUGGCCAAGAACUCAAAGUCCUCCUCGAGACCCCGGCCGCACACAUGCGCGGCCGUAUCGAUGUGCUGAGCGAGCUGCCUUACUUUUUGCGAGUCUUUCUCCAAACAUUCGUGAUGGCCCCAUACAUCUACCAUUGGGUGGAAAAAGCCAAAGUUUCGGUCAAAAUCGGCGAUGAAGUACGCAUUCUCGAAGGUUCUGCUUUCUUGGAGACGACGUUUACGUACAAAAUGGAUGAAUGAGCCCGCCAACUUUAAGGCGCAAGGUUUUGCUCGAUCAAUUUACGUAAAUAUAGUUCUUUAAAACGU